Messenger RNA from Cantharellus anzutake, 1632 nucleotides. RefSeq lists its product as uncharacterized. The coding region runs from base 1 to 1632 and encodes 543 amino acids. NCBI's taxonomy places the organism in Eukaryota, Fungi, Basidiomycota, Agaricomycetes, Cantharellales, Hydnaceae. The record is from RefSeq and is a predicted model, not a curated record. The transcript has 3 exons. Gene Ontology annotation, cellular component: mitochondrial inner membrane. Gene Ontology annotation, molecular function: protoporphyrinogen oxidase activity, oxygen as acceptor. Gene Ontology annotation, biological process: heme biosynthetic process.
AUGCCAACCCACACCAUCACCGUGCUGGGUGCAGGCAUCACAGGCCUCUCUACCGCAUUCCAUUUAGCACGUUUCCUUCCCGGAUCCUCACGCAUCACCCUUUUAGAACAAAGGAACACGAUAGGGGGUUGGAUCAAUUCCCAAAAAUCUCUUCUCCGGGCAGAUGCUUUAACCAAUACCGUGGGGAUUGAACAAAACGUUCUCCUGGAGACUGGCCCCAGGACACUGCGUCCCAACAACCUGGCCCUAUUAGAACUGGUCAACCUACUUGACCUAACAACUUCCUUACUCACGGUAUCUCAAUCUCAUCCUGCUUCUAAAGCGAGAUACAUCUCCUUCCCUCCGCUUACCCUCCUUCCUUCCUCCAUCCCCUCCGUUCUCCGCUCACGAUUCAGUACGAAUCCUGUCCUGCAGGCUCUUCUCCCUUCUGUUCUCUCGGAAUUAGGACGCCCACCAAAUAGACCCACAGGGAUCCGUGAUGAAUCCGUGCAUUCACUCGUAGAGCGUCGUUUUGGUGAAGAGUUUGCUAGGAAUUAUCUCAGUGCUAUUGUACAUGGUAUCUAUGCCGCAGAUGCACGUUCACUCUCUGUUCGUGCUACUUUCCCCUUUCUCUGGGAAGCUGAGACUCGCGGGAAUGGAAGCAUCCUGAAGGGGAUCCUGAAGAGCAUGUUCACUCCCAGGAAGGGCGUGAAGGCGGAAGAAGAUGAGGGAUUUGAGCUAGGAAGCGUUAAGGACACCAUGAAGAAUGUGAGUAUGUUUACGUUCAAGGAUGGCAUGAGGACAUUGCCCGGGGCGUUAGCGAACUGGCUCUCUACCCGGAGCAACGUGGAAAUAAGGACGUCCACAGGCGUGUCUUCCAUAAAACCAACAUUAACAGGCAUAGAACUCACCUUAUCUGACUCGUCAACAUUAACCGCAUCACACGUCAUCUCUGCACUCCCCCUACCCGUCUUGCACAAAGCUCUACAUCCCUCCCACCCUGUCCCACACUUAACUGCCAAUCCUUCCUCAACAGUUCUUGUAAUCAACCUCAUCUUCCCUCCCUCACCUACAGGAAAACCACACCACCCAGAUGGCUUCGGAUACCUCGUUCCUCGACCUCCAUCCGACUACGCCUCUUCCUUUCCUUUAUCGAAUUCGGGUCAUAUAGACAUCUCACCUUCCCUCUUAGGCGUCAUAUUUGAUUCAGCUAUGCCGUCCCCCCAUUCUCAUUCCCAUUCGCCUCCACCCUUUCUCCCACCUCUCUCUCAAACAUUGAACCAACCCCAAAACCUAACACGAUUCACGCUAAUGCUCGGAGGACCGCACCCCCUUCCACCCCAACUCCCCCCUCUCUCCUCCCUUCUUCAGCCCCUCCUCCAAUCUCUCUCGGCAACGCUUUCGAUAUCCUCUCUCCCCCUGCCUCUGCAUGCAAAUAUGACUCUUCAAAGAAAUUGCAUCCCCACGUAUGCACCCGGACACCUAGAUCGGAUGGCGGAAUUGAGGGAAAUCUUGCAGGAUAACAGAGGAGAAUGGAAGGGUAGGAUGUGGGUUAUUGGCAGCGGUGUUGGGGGUGUCAGUCUGGGUGAUUGUGUCAUGCAAGGGAGGAAGGCUGCAAAGGAGCUUUCAUUGUUGCUCGGGCAGAACAGUUGA